CAGAAUCGUUGCCACAGCAACUGACAACAACGCCCCUAAAAAAAAUACUGAAAUAUUUCCCAUACAAAGAGCAGAACAUUCAGCCUGUUGCAGUAGUAUAGUUUUAGGAUUAAUGUUUGUUUUUGCGAUAUUUAAUAAGAGGAGAAAACUAUACUGUAAAUACAUCGUUGCCCUUGGCUUUGCUGUAUGGCUAGCUCCAUGGCUAGCUCGAUGUUACUGUCUCUUACUCUGCAGUUGUGGAAUCACAAUGUCUGGGAUCAUGAGCGCCCCCUGCCGUGAGGCAAGCGAACUGCCUGCCUCACCUCAAAUCUGUUCUCUACCGUUUCUGAUCGCUCCUCAGCACACAAAACACGUUACAUACACAGGUGGUGAAAAAAACACUUUACUGUUAAAACAAAAAAGUUAAAACAAAAAAAACUUUUUUGUUUUAACUUGACAAAAUGAACAUGAAUACUUUUGCGUUCUCAGAACAGCUGUCUCUUCUCAUUUUGCUCACUGUUUGCUUUCUUUUCUUUUUUUUACAUUUGUGACCUUCGAACCUGCAGAAAGCUCCCAUAACGUUGCGUUGUGUGCUGAAGUAGCUGCUGGAUCCUCCCACUUACACUGACCUGGUGAACACAAACACCCAAACUGUGUUUACAUAGAAAAGGUCAGGAGAGGUCAACCUUUUAUUGGAGAAGUCCACGGCAGAAGAAUGUGAAACCUGUCCAACUGGUUUUUGGGUCAUCUCUGAGUGAGUUUGUCUGAGUCGGCGGUCCAGAGGUGUUUAAAUGUUGGUGUUGGAUUGCAUCAAGAUUAAAGGUCAAAAGAAGCACAAACAAAUUAAUACAAAAAUUUACUUCCUCUCUCUUUGUUGUCUUAUCUAAAUGUUAGAACUUUCAAAAAAAUAAAAAAUCUUUUGAACCGCUGUGGAAGCAUUUCAAUCCACUUUUCUUUGUGAAACAGUUUUGGUUCAACCAUACUAGUUGUGCUUUAUGUUGUCCUACAAAUCCCAUUCAGAUUUAUACCCAGAAUUUGAUUUAGGCCACUUUGAAACCAUUCAAUUUGAAUGUUUGAGACAUUUGGACGUGGACUUGUUUGUGUGCUUCCUAAUUUAAAACCCAAGAACAACUGAGUCCAGAAACCAUAGGUCAGACAUUAUGCUGCAUCUUCUUUCUGAAGAACCCGAUGUGCUGCCAGUACAGAGAUCUACUGUCUGAAAUGCUGCUUCGAUCAGGAUAAACACCAUCAAUAAAUUUCCUCUUUUGUCUUGGAUUUUCCAAAAACUUUGCAUCUUUGUAACCUUUUUCAGACUGAUGGUUGUCAAUAACAUUCCUCUUAUAUUCGCGUAAAUUUCUUUCAAUGUCUCGGCUUACAGCUGCAGUAUGUAAUGUUUAUGAUAAAUGUGUUGUUGUUUUUUUACAUAUUUGUUAAAACUAUCACUGUGUCUCGACAGUUUAAUAUGACAGAUAAUCUGUGAAAAAAUAAAUCUCCACCACCUCCUUCCUGAGCUGCUAUUGGCAUCUGAAAAAAAUGCACCGACUAAGAACAACCAAUCAGACCCAGGAGGAGGGUCUUAGAGCUGUCAAUCAUCCGCUUGUACUCACUGCUAAAUGUGCCAAUGGCAGAAACACAACUUACUGUUAAAGGAAAACCGUUUAAUUCCCAUAGUCUGUGGCUAUGCUAACUAACCUUGAAUCAAUCUCAGACAUUUUCUAGAAAUAACUAUUUUUUUCAAACAUUUCUGAGAUCAUUGCCAAUCUGUAAGUUUAAGAAGUCGAAAACUUGCAAGAAAAAUAAGUCGGAAAUAUUUGAGAAAAAGAACUUGGAAAUUUUCUAGAAAAUUAACAACUUUUCAAAGGUAGAAAUUUCAAUGUUUUUUAAAGAAAAUUUCUCAGCUUAGUCUCAAAGUUUCUAAGUUUAAGAAGUUGAAAACAUGGGGGGGAAAAGCACCACAAAAAUAUUCCAAAAUAAACUUGGAAAUGUUGAGUUUUUUCUUGCAAAUUUUCAGUUUUUCAAACUCAAAAACUUUCUUGUUUUUUUUUCUGUAAAAAAAUUUGAUUCUCGUUGGAAAUUGAAACCAUUAGACUGAAAAGUCUAAUGGAUCAUGUACGUGGUUGUAGAAAGCCAGAUGUCAAACAGAAUUCAAAUUUAAUUUAGUAAUUUUGUUUUGGCUUCAGCAGAUGGAUAAUGAGGAGCACUGGAGAGGAUGAAGGGUUAAAAUGCGGCCGGGGAAACCUGAUGCUAAUUAAAUCUGCGGAAUGCCACUCAGACACUGAAGUGCAGGGUCUCUGAGUGGGUCAUGUUCCAAUUCCUUUUAGUCCGACCGAACCCUGGAGCUGAAAGCUGCAUCAUGGUUUUGUUUGGAAUGGGGAUUUAAUCUGGAAAGCUGUAAAUAACGGCUUUUUACUGCUAAAUGCAAAAUGGUCUUACUUUUCCUGGCGGUGCUGCUCUCCAUGCACAGCGUUGCGCCCGCUUUGGGGGAUUUCUGCCGGGGGUCGCACUGCUCUGGCGGGGGAACGGGCGAUCCAAGGCCGUGCACAGGAGCGCACUGUCCCGGGAGCAGAUCCUCCAGGCUCCCCCGGCAGUUCAACCCAGCGCCGCAGUGGAGAACCGGACACGCAGCGGCCACCCCGCACCAUGUGCACCCGAGCCCGCAGAGAGCGCCUCUGGAGACCGAGCCGCACGGCGGUGGCGGCGGAUGCUCCGACACGGGCUGCACCCGGAUCCGGCUCCAGCAGCCCCGGAAUGAAUCCAGAGACUGCCGGGGGAUCGAGUGCCGGCUGCCGCUGAGGAUCCGGCCCAAAGUCCGGGGGGGUUCCUGUGUGGGAGAGGAAUGCUCGGCCGCGGCGGAGGCGGACAUGUCCUCGGUCUACCUGUCCGACAGAGCCGCGCAGUUUCUGGGAGACUAUCCGGAGUUUGGACAUGCAGCCUCGGAGCUCGGCGGGGCUCCGCUGGGAGUCCAGCUCACAUGUGACAUAAAGCCAGGGGAGAAUGAAGUCCCUUCAGAAGACGCCCUCAUCCUGCACCUCCAGCUGGCCAAGGGGCAGGAGAAGCUGGUUGAAGCCCUCCGAGCCCAGCAGGUCGUAAUCCGCGACCUGCAGCAGAAGCUCGUCGACCAGCAGGAGGCGCUGCUGUUGCAGCAGCGGGACGUCCUGCAGCAGCAGCGGCACAUGUACGACCAGAUGGAUGCGGUGAAAAACCAGUUCGGCCAGCUGCUGGAGACGGUCAAGCAGGCCUCCUUCCAGGGCCUGCAGGGGGAGCUGCAGAGGUACUUCGAGAAUCACUUGGCGGGACUGCAGAGUCAGGCCCGCAGCCAUCUGCAAAAAUCCUACGCUGUGCAUAAAAUGGACAUCGACUCCAAAGUGAUGGAUGUUGUGGGAGAGACUCAUUUCCCGCAGCCUCUGCGUGGCUGCCGAUCGCUCUGCGGAUCAGAGGAGUUCUGUGAUUUUCAGAGGGAUCCACCACAGUGUGAGAAAUGCACCAUGUGUCCGCCAGGCUUCUUCCUCAUCGCACAGUGCUCUCAAACUGCAGACAGAAUGUGCCAGGACAGAGACGAAUGUCUUGAACUACCACAGAUUUGCGGAGAGCGAGUGAAGUGUCUCAAUACUCCUGGUGGUUUCAAGUGUUUGGGGGUUUCGGAGAGAGAAGCAGUGACAGGUCUUUGUGGUCAUGAAUACUUCUACAACCAGGAGCUUCAGGAGUGCCAAGCCUGCUCAGAUUGCGAUGGGGAGCCUUUGGUCGCCCCCUGCACAGCCAUCAGUGACGCAGUCUGCGGCCAGAUUUCAGAGAACCAACUCUCCCAGAUCUGGAUGGCAAAGGUGACGCUACCUCCUGCAGGUACGUCUAGCACCCACAUCUUUCCUGGUCUGCAGCUCCACAUCCGAGGCAAAGAGAGCAGCAGUCUUCUGUCCAACCAGGCUGGAAGAGUGACAUUCCUCCAGCACGGUCUGGUGUGGCUGGAUCAUAACUUUGCUAUAAAGCACAGCUGCAGGAACUUCCUCCAGGUCGGGAUGAGACUCAACAGGAGCCAGGAGGAAGAAGGUCAGGACCUCAGCGGCGUCCGCAUCGAGCAACCGGAUGGGAAGUACUUCCAGGGGGUGAGCGUCAGUACCGGCGUGGAGGUUGAACCCAACCACAUCUUCACUCUGCUGCUGAAGAGUCCUAACCAUCACUGCAAUCAGAGCAAAGACCUUCAAGUUUUUGAUGUUCCCACCCCAUCUCUGAGUCUCCUCUGGUUGUCUCACGAUACCGGUGCUGUUGCCAUGAUGGCCCAGAUGUCCCUGCUGGCGCACUACCAAACCAGCUACCGCCCGACAUUCCGCAUCACGACAGUGUCCGACCCCUACAUGGUCACUCUGACUCACGAUAGCCGUGGGGUGCGCUUCACAGAAAGCGGAGUAGUGAAGUUUGUCAUUCAGCAGGCGCUUUACUCCAUGGGUCACACCUGCGUUCGCGAAGGUUUCUCCCUGAUUGCCUACACCACCCGGAACACCACUGGACUGAAGACAAUGCAAGCCUUCAAGACAGGUGUGAACUACAGGGAUACUUCCAUCACGCUAUCUGGCGCAGUGACGGUAGAGAGCAAAGACAUCCUCACUUUUGAGAUCACGUCUCCGUCGCAGUGCAAUAUCCGGUACUUUGGGGACAGCACCGGGAUCAGUAUCUUGAGUCUGAUCUGGAUUCCCUCUGCUGUGUCGUCAGCCUUGACCGCCACAGUUUCACGGACUGGUCUUCCCUCUGGAGCCGUCAGGAAUAAACCGCUGUUGUUUCAGCAGAUCAGCCCGGAUACGCCGCAGGUCCAUCUGGCUCGCUCCGGGGAAUCGAACGCCAGAAGGAACUUCGUCUUUCAUGAGCAGGGUACAGCAAACAUCGCCCUCAACCUCAAACUGAUUCACUCAUGUAAUAUAGUCAAACUGACUCUGCAGAGGGUCGGAGGUCAGCAGGCUGGUCCUGUGGCUCAGCAGGUGUCUGGAUCUAUGCCUGAGGGCAGCGAGUGGACUAGCAUCGGGCUGAGAGUCUCUUUUCAGGUCCAGAAUGGCACAGCUGUUUAUGUUACUCUGGACUGUAUCAGAGGGCGUGUAAACCAAAUAACACAAGAGGGUGGCACAAAUAUUUCAAUUUUCUGGGUCGCUCUGUGAUCCAGGAGGAUGGAUUUCUACCAUUUUCAGGAAAUCUUUUUGUGAAAACUCAAAGACUUUUUUGUGCUAUGUAGUAGUGCUGGACAAUAUGGCUGAGAAACUUACCAUAAUAUAAGCAUUUCAUAUCAGCCAAUAUCAAUAAUCAUUAAUUAGUUUUUUCUUUCUGAAAUGCUGCCAAACUGAUGCCGUCACUUUAUCCACAGAUUUCACACUGCGCUGUUGUCUUUUUUUGUAAGUGGCGGAAAUUCAAACUAUUGCUGCAGCAGGUUGUUGCUAGGUAACCACAGAGUGAGUGCGUUAGUUGAUUCCACUAACAUAGCUUAACUAGCAGUGAGAGUUUGAGGAGCUAGCUAAGCUAGCAGCUAACUCAAAAUCUCAUCUCCCAGAAUGCUAUGCGGUUUUUGGUCGGACUUCAGUGAAUAUUCUACAUGUCGAAUAUUCCAAUAAACAUAUUAUCUAUUGAUAUUGAUCACGUGUCUUUAGGGAUACUGUUGUUGAUUUAUUGUCCACUAUCCCUUUUUACUAAAAUAUGAAUAUUGAUUGAAUUUUUGCUUUAAGUUAAUGUUUUUCCACUUGUUCAAGCAUUUAUAUUUUGGGAGUUUGUUCAAGUUCUGCUUUUUCCUGAAGUCUUUCAGCUGGUGGAAAAGUGACCAGUUUAAAGUCUGAGUGUUUUCAUAUCUGUCAGACUGUUUUCAUACAGUGGUGCUAGAAUAUAUGUCUGCAUAUAGACAAUCAUUGAUAGGUUUUACUUUAUAAUAGUAACUUGAUAAUUAAAUUUUUAUAUAUUUUUUAUUGCAGAAUAUUAUAUUUAAUGUAUUUUUUGUAUGUAUGACUUACAUAGGUUACACAAUGGCUUUAGUUCUACUCUAUAGUUAGUUUAAAAUGUUAAUUCUAAUCAAUAUUAAUGAAAACAGUGUAGAUGUCAUGCACCUUUAUUUACACAGAAUAAGUUUUGGUCACCUAAAGUGGAUUGAAACAGCAUUCUUACAGAUUUCUUGUUUUUAUUCUAUAUCUCUGUAUCCACUGUAUAACUGCCUGGACUGCAGUAGGACUUAGCUAAUUAUUUAAAUUCCAUUCGUUAGGAUUUUGGAUGCAUGUAACAUGUUUUGUAUCGCUUGUUGUUUAAUACUGGCGUAAAAUGUUGAAGGUAGGUAAGUAAAGAGGUGGUAAGGUAGUCUGUUAUUACAAAACUGCUUCUAACUUCUUUUGGUUUUGGCCAGAAGUAAUGUUUUACCGUUGAGAUGAAAACAAUUUUAAAUAUUCUGAGUAGCUGACAGUAUGGUCAUCACAGUUUUUUCUGCAGAUAUUUGCAUAUUUUUCUGUUGAACAUAACUCCAACGUAUUUGUGGGUACAUAAUCCAGCUAUUUGAGGAUUUUUUUUGUAAAGCAUAUCUAAAAUAUUCAGAAGAAAAUGCAGCUUGGGAGGCUGAAGUACCUACCUACUCAAUAUGCCAUACAUAAUUCUCAAGUGACAUCACACUUUUAGAAACUCUAGCUGACAGCCAUCUUGUAACUAACUUCUGUUAUAGUUGCUAUGACAACAAUGAAUAAGCCAAGAACUAGCUCUCACAUUGUGCCUAUUCUAAUUUAGAGACAAAAUAAGUAACAACUAUUACUCAAUUCAUUUUAUUUUACAGCUUUACCCAACUCUGUGUAAUACUAUAACAAAUAUCAGUGAUAUUUACAGUAGUAUAUAAUGCCGAAGUAGCAAAGUUAGCUUAGCUGAUGUUGCUUUUAUCGGCUA
This is a messenger RNA of Gambusia affinis (western mosquitofish), 6864 nucleotides long. RefSeq names its product NELL (neural EGFL like) family member 3 (gene nell3). The transcript is spliced from 4 exons. The coding region runs from base 2403 to 5120 and encodes 905 amino acids. NCBI's taxonomy places the organism in Eukaryota, Metazoa, Chordata, Actinopteri, Cyprinodontiformes, Poeciliidae. Gene Ontology annotation, molecular function: protein binding; calcium ion binding. The record is from RefSeq and is a predicted model, not a curated record.